UCAACGCCUGCUAAUACAUCCAUCAAGGAAGCAACAGAGUAGUCACGAACGGCACACUCCGAUAUCAUGUAAUAGAGAUGUUAUAAUACUAUGAUAAAAUACAACUAGUUCAUUGUUACAGGAUUCUUGUAAAGAAGCAGUACCUACUAAUAUAUUUCAUUUAAUCGUUGAAGAACACCAGAUUUAUGACAAGGGGGCCCAUAGCAGUAUUCUAAAAUGAAUUGUCUCCCGUUGUUGCUACCGAUUCUUGCCCUACUGAUGGUGAUACGUUCACCCGCAGUCCGUGGUGUAUCAGUUGACGACACGACGGAGGCUUCCACAAUUUGGAGUACAGAUAUGCAGACAAUGCAGUAUAGCACCGAUGGACCAGCUGAUUUUGACGUUCGCUUGGUUAAUGGAUCGAACAACGCUUCAGGUCGAGUUGAGAUAGGGUACAACCGUACAUGGGGAACAGUAUGUGAUGAUGGAUGGGAUUUGAACGACGCCCAUGUCGUUUGCAGAAUGCUUGGGUUAAACAACGCGUCAAGUGCACCAGUCAUGGCUGCAUAUGGUGCGGGUUCUGGAAAGAUUCAUCUUGAUGAAGUUGAAUGUACUGGAUCAGAACUCAGCCUCGAAUACUGCAUCAAGAAUGAUUUCGGAGACAAUAAUUGUGAUCACAGCGAAGAUGCUGGGGUGACCUGUGAAGAUUCGCCAGCUUUCCAACCUCACAUUCGGAUCCCGAAAACAAGAAUUGGGGACGAGCUUGAAGUUCGUUUGGUUAAUGGAUCGAGCAAUGCUACAGGUCGAGUCGAGGUACGGUACAACGCCAGUACUGAGGUAUGGUACAACGAUACUUGGGGGACAGUAUGUGAUGAUGGAUGGGAUUUGAACGACGCCCAUGUCGUAUGCAGAAUGCUAGGGCUCAAAGCGUCUAGUGCACCAGUCCGUGCUGCGUAUGGUCGGGGUUCUGGAUACAUUCUUCUUGAUGAGGUUGAAUGUACUGGAUCAGAAAGCAGCCUUGGAGACUGCAUCACGAGUAAAUUCGGACAUCAUGACUGCACUCAUUCCGAGGACGCUGGGGUGAUCUGUGAAGAUUCAGAACCAGAGGACUAUGUCACAUCGAGCUGGAGUGAAAUUGACAUAGGUCGGUCAACUAGCCGACCUGAAGUUUGGAGCCCGAGUACACCGAACACUGGGAACCAGCUUGAAGUUCAUUUGGUUAAUAGAUCGAGCAAUAAUGCUUCAGGUCGAGUCGAGGUACGGUACAACACCAGCAGUGCUUGGGGAACAGUAUGUGAUGAUGGAUGGGAUUUGAAUGACGCCCAUGUCGUAUGCAGAAUGCUCGGGUUCUUCAAAGCGUCUAGUGCACCAGUCAGUGCUGCAUUCGGUGCGGGUUCUGGAUACAUUCUUCUUGAUGAGGUUGAUUGUACUGGAUCAGAAAGCAGCCUCGAAUACUGCAUCAAGAGUACAUUUGGAGAACAUAAUUGUGAACACAGCGAAGAUGCUGGCGUCAUCUGUACAGAACCUAUCUCUCUUGAAGUCCACCUCACCGAUGGUCCAAAUAAUAACUCGGGAAGAGUUGAAGUGCGAGAAAAAGGAUCUUAUUCUUGGGAAACUAUCUGUGACGAUGGCUGGGAUGGUAGAGACGCUAAUGUUGUAUGCAAAAUGCUGGGGUUCUUCGGUGCAGCAUAUGCACCUGUGCAAGCUACAUACGGUGAAGGGGUAGGAGACAUCUCACUCCGUAAUGUGGAUUGUAUUGGGACAGAAAGCAAUCUGGGAACAUGUUUCCACGAUAGACCUGAACCUUUUGACUGUGCUCAUGACGAAGAUGCCGGUGCUGCCUGCUUGGUUCUUAUCCAAGGUUAUUCAGGAAAUGGAUCAUCGUCCGGGGAUUAUUCAGGGAGCGGGGCAUCGUCCGGGGACUUUUCUGGAAGCGGGACAUAUUUCGAGGAUGAUGAUGGAACAUUCAAGCUACAAUGUGGAAACCUAACUUCGACCACGGAUGAAGGUCUCACUACAUCAUCUUCUGUCUUCAUCACCCCACGCGUGAAUGGUUCCGUUGACAAUCAGAACUUCUCUGUGGGCUGUACGUAUACUUCGGACCAUGUAUUUGACUACGGAGUCACUUGGGUUGCCUGUGCUGCACGAGAUGAUCUGGGAAACUACGAGACAUGCGAUUUCACGGUCAACGUCAAAGAUGGCGACCCUCCCUGUUUGGCCUGCCCUGACGUAACUUCCGCCACGGACCAAGGUCUUCGUACAUCUUCCCACAUCACCAUCGACCCUCAGGCAAAAGACAACACUGAUCGUAGUCCGUCUGUGAACUGCUCUCACACAUCCAGUGAUAUCUUCCAGUUUGGAGAUACCAAUGUUAUCUGUAAUGCUACGGAUGAAUCAGGAAACAUUGGGACGUGUACGUUCGUGGUUACAGUGCAAGACAGGGAGCCUCCUAUGUGGGAAUGCCAUGUCCAAACAGCCAUCGCGGAUCAACGUCAAAUUGCUAUCAAUGCUUUCAUCCCAUCUGUGUCAGACAACUUAGAUCCCGAUCCGUCCGUUAACUGCUCUCACACAUCCAUAGAUCUCUCUCAUCUCGGAGACACUAGCAUCACAUGUGAAGCUAAAGAUUCUUCUGGAAAUAUUGCCCCCUGUACUUUUCUGUUUACUGUACAAACCCCUUGUAUAGUUCGUAAUCCGUGUAUCAAUGGUGAUUGUAGCUAUGAAGGAUCAGGACCAUCCAAAUGUGCCUGCCAUGGUGAAUACGAGGGCGAUCAUUGUGAUGUCAUCCCUGAACCCACUCUUCCUGUUGAAGUAGCCGGUCAUCCUACGAGCCAAACGGUGAAUAUGAGCACCACCGUAGAGCUCACAUGCAGCUUCAACAAUGCUGAAUCUUACGCGUGGUUCAAAGACGGCCAUCGUCUACCCAACAAGACAAAUCAAGUCACUCUACCUAUACAAUCCGUUUCAACAAGUGAUAUUGGAUACUACUUCUGCCGAGGCUUUGGAAAAGAAAGAUCUAUAGAUACGAAUAAGGCAUCUAUCUACAUUGAAGGUGUGACCAACAUCCAACUUUCUGAUUUGAAAUUUAAUCUCACUUCGAAUGAUGACCUCUCUGAACAAACUUCCGCCCGCUAUCUCGAGAUAUCACGCAACAUCAUUAAUUAUGUUCUUAAAGGUCUGACGAAUGAUACCGCUUUCAAGGAUAUGUCACCAUCGGUGGUAUGCAACAAUCUCACUCGGCAGGCAGUUGUGAUUGCUGACCUGAAUGUCUACAUCAAGAAUUCCAAUCUGACUGCAUUUGAUGAACUAGAUCUUGUUAGUCAAGCUUUUGAUGGUUUGGCUAACAACUCGAAUGGUUUUCUCGAUGUCAGCAGUGUAGACAUCGAGAACACGGCGAUCUGUAAGAAUAUGACAUGGACGUCAUUGCGUUUUGGACUAAUCAGUUUCCUAGAGGGUGAGAACGGAACAUGGUUGAGCUCAACUGAAGUAUGUCCAUUCAACAGAGCAAACGCUGACCAACCAAUUGGUCGUGCCAUAUGCGUAGGUGAUCUGAUUUCACAGAGUACGUGGCGUCCCGAUCCCAUGGAUAACUGUGGAACAUUAAGAAAUGUCAGUGAUUUACUUAGCCAGCUUUCAAAGGUUAUCGUUUCAGAUAAGAAUGUUCAUAAGCUCAGUGAAAAUGUCAGUUUGGCGACAAAUAACACCGAUGAUAUCGCCUCUGAUGACAUUUCUUCGAUUGCAAAUAUAAUUUCAAAUAUCAGUGAUGUUGCACAAGGGAGCUACAGUAAAAAGGUUACUGAAUCCAUUGUUGCCAUAGUGAGUAACAUCGCUGAGGUUGACACAGAAACACUUGAAUCAGCAUCAGCCUCUGUCAGAGAUGUCGUUAAAGCAUUUGAGAAGCAGAUCGACAGGAUUAAUGUAGUGGAAGGCGGAAAUCUUACCAUUCAACAACCAAAUAUUGCUGUGCAGGUCCAAAGUGUAUCUACCGAUGCCAUCUCAUACGGUCUAGUCCUCUCGUUAACAGGAGACAGCAAUUCUGAUCUGACGGACUCCGACACCAGCAUCCACACUUCAAAUGAUGAAGCUACACAACCGAAUAAUAUUGCUGUUGUCAACAUACCAUCUGCCAUUUCCUCUGCUUUAUCGUCGAUAUCUGGAGGAAGUGCCAAUACUAGCAUCUUUGUUCGCGUGAUCUUCACUGUCUUUUCCACACCAGCCCUUUUCAUUUCUAAAUCAUUGAAGAACACGAGUGAAGGAACCGACCGAUCUGCUAACACACCUGUAAUAUCACUGAGCAUCGGGAACGAGACGAUAGCAAAUCUGACAGAACCCAUCAAUUUUACUUUUACCCCGAUAAAGACUAAUCUAACCAAUCCGUCGUGUUCAUACUGGGAUGUUGGCUUUGGUGAGUGGUCUCAAGAAGGGUGUCAUCUUAUUUCAUCAUCUGGAAUUAGAUCACCUGAUGAUGAUAACUGCGAUCCUCCUUCUGAUGAGAAACAGGAGAUCGUUUGUGGAUGUAACCAUCUCACCAACUUUGCCGUCCUUAUGGAUACUUCCAGAGAGGAUGGGCCUUCUGAACAAGCAUACGAAGUUCUAACGUACAUAGGAUGUUGCAUUUCAAUAGUAAGCCUACUUGUCACCCUUGCAACAUAUAUAUCAAAUAGAGUUCUGAGGGGGAAACAGACCAACCAGAUCUUCAUUUGCCUGUGCCUGACGUUACUCUGUCUCUACGUAUCGUUCAUUGUCAUGAUGUCCCUGGACAGCGCCAAACGUCAAUGUCAUGUAAAGGCAGGUCCAUGCGGGUUCAUUACGGCGCUCGUUCACUUCUUCGUUCUAUCUUCGAUCACGUGGAUGGGUGUGGAGGGAUACAACACUUAUCUCAUCAUCGUCAAGAUCUUUGAUACCUACAUUCCACAGUUCAUGGUCAAAGCUGGUGCCGUUGCUUGGGGUAUUCCUGCAAUGAUUGUCAUUAUAACUGGAGCCAUUGCCCAGGACAAAUACGCGCACGAAGAUCUAUGUUUUCUCCAACUGUGGGCUCAAAUCGGUGGUCUCCUUAUUCCCAUGACAAUCAUCAUCCUGUUCAACGUCGUCAUCUUUGCCCUCGUCGUCCGUCAACUGAUGAAGUCUUCUAAUGUCGCUGGUCGGGUCAAGAGAGAGGCCAAGGUGGAACGUAGAGAGAGCAUCGAACGGGUUCAAAAUGCAAUCUGUAUCCUCCUUCUGCUUGGUCUUACAUGGAUCACUGGAUACUUCCUCAUGAUUCGAGAAUUCAGUCAGGUGAUUGAGCCCAUCUUCAUUGUACUGAACUCAUUUCAAGGACUGUUCAUCUUCCUGCUCUACUGUGUUCGUAAACCAAUGGUUCGUAAGCAGUGGGGACUGACCUGUCUUGCAGCAAGAGUCAGGAGACAAGAUGUUACCACAUCGAGUAGCGGCACGCAUAGCUCUAAGAAUACGUCCUCAUCAGCAGCGACUGAUGUUGUCCUUGUCAGCAUGAGCAAGAUACCGGAAGAGAAGAACAUCGAGGUUUCAAUUCAUGUAAAGCUUUGAGUGGAAAUACUUACCUUUUAUGAAGAUGAUUUUCUACGUCUUCUAAUUUCAAUUAGGUUUGUGCGAUUAUAGUUGUUAAGUAAUUUUUGUUAUGGGAAAUGAAAUACAUCGCAAUUGGAACGAAGAUACAUAAAAAUAAACUCUUCAAAUAUUUUCACCAUGUUCAAAGGGAUAAUAACAUGGGUGACUUGCUUUAGUUACCAUUUUGACUCAAUUAGACUGGGCUAUCAAUCCAAUUGUAAAAUUCCCUUUUAUAAUUUCCAUUCGGAAAAAAAAACUUCCAUGUAUACAACAAAAUUUGUAAAUCUGAAGUUUAAAUAAAAAAGAUGACCAACAUGUAUAUAUUUCAUGAUUGAGCGAUUCAACAGUGAACAUAUGAUUUAUUCAAAAGUGUUCCAGAGUGAUUUAGAGAGCAUUUCCCCUUAAAUACGGAUUAAAAAAAAGAAGAUAUUUAACAAGGAGGAAAUCGUUGUUUGACGCGCAUUGUGCAUUAGGACUGAGGUCUCUAUUUUGUUGUUGUUACUAUAACUCUAUCCCUAUAGACCCUAUAGAAUAUAUGUAGUAUUUAGUAAUACCAUAGACGGAAUGUUUGAGUUCUAUAAACUAACAUCCGUCCUAUAAAUAUAUUACGUAACUUAUCAAUCCCCAACAUAUUAUUAAUUUCUGUAAUCUGUAUUAUCUGUAAGUAUUGAAAAGAUGGGAUAAACUAUAAUUAUGGACUCAUUGUUUUAAAACUUGUUAUGCUUUUAAGCGACAAAAAUAUCUUUGACAGUGCGAAGUGUUUUUGGUGUGGUAUAAAUAGUAUGUUUGAGCCCAGAAAUUAUCCCCAAAGAAAUGUACAUGCACUAGGCCCAUCUUAUUAACCUGUACCAUUACGUGGGGGAAAAUGACUAGAUUUAAUAUUUCACCUUUUGUCUUCACUGAACUUAUUAAUGGUAAAUUAUAUCGCUAAUUGUUAGGUUUUUUUUAAUGAAUGUUUUCUUGUCCAAUAUUUCAAAAUAUGAAUUAAUGUGCACAGUAUAAUCAUGAGAUAUUGAAAAUGUGAUAUAUGGAAUACAGAUGCAUCAAAAAUACUUUGAUUUUAAUGUUGAAUUAACUUGGAAACUAUCGUAAGAUGCAUAGUAUAUAUUCAGUUUAGCGUUUUAUAUUACAACAAUUACCCUCUCCACUAUUUCCCACGGGUAACUAAUCCUUUGCUAAUCACCUCUAAUCCCCUUCCUCCUAUGAUUCACAGACAACAACCCCUGUAAUGACCCCCCUUAGAAGAUUAAUAUUAGCUCGAAUCCCCCCUGCUAUGAUUCACAGACAACAACCCCUGUAAUGACACCCCUUAGAAGAUUAAUAUCACCUCGAACCCCCUUCCUUCUAUGAUUCACAGACAACAACCCCUGUAAUGACCCCCCUUAGAAGAUUAAUAUCACCUCGAAUUCCCCUUCCUCCUAUGAUUCCCAGACAACAACCCCUGUAAUGACCCCCCCCCCCCCUUAGAAGAUUAAUAUAACCUCGAAUCCCCCUCCUCCUAUGAUUCCCAGACAACAACCCCUGUAAUGACCCCCCUUAGAAGAUUAAUAUUAGCUCGAAUCCCCCUCCUAUGAUUCCCAGACAACAACCCCUGUAAUGACCCCCCUUAAAAGAUUAAUAUCGACUCGAAUCCCCCUCCUUCCUAUGAUUCCCAGACAACAACCCCUGUAAUGACCCCCCUUAGAAGAUUAAUAUCACCUCGAAUCCCCCUCCUCCUAUGAUUCACAGACAACAACCCCUGCAAUGACCCCCCCCCCUUAGAAGAUUGAUAUUAGCUCGAAUCCCCCUCCUCCUAUGAUUCACAGACCACAACCCCUGCAAUGACCCCCCUUAGAAGAUUAAUAUCACCUCGAAUCCCCUUCCUCCUAUGAUUCACAGACAACAACCCCUGUAAUGAUCCCCCUUAGAAGAUUAAUAUCACCUCGAAUCCCCCUCCUCCUAUGUUUCACAGACAACAACCCCUGUAAUGACCCCCCUUAGAAGAUUAAUAUUAGCUGAUUGUAUUGCAGGCUAUAUUCAGGGUCGUAAUAUUUUUUUUGUGUGCAGUUAUUUUAAAGAUAGUUAUCCUAUGGGAGAGAACCGAGACCUUAUUUUAAAGAUAAGGCUGAUCUUGCUUUUGUUCUUUAUAUCUAAUCUUGUAUUUUUUUUAAUGUGUCCAUGACAGUAAAUUGAUUAAUUUAAUGGGAAAGGCUAGGGCAAAUUAUAUGUUGUUCCUAUCUUCAUAUGUUGAAGCAAGAUUGUUCAUGUGCAUAUAAACAAUUAUCCUUUAUGGACACAAUAAAGAAAUGAAAUGAAAUGAAAUGAAAUGAAAUGAAAUAAUAUAAUUUUUUUAUAAUUUAUUAUAUGUAUGUACAAUAUAUACAGAUGAAAUAUACAGAUACAGUUACCCACGA
Molecule: messenger RNA, 7934 nt
Organism: Strongylocentrotus purpuratus (purple sea urchin)
Lineage: Eukaryota; Metazoa; Echinodermata; Echinoidea; Camarodonta; Strongylocentrotidae
Exons: 31
Coding region: 217-5520 (1767 amino acids)
Biological process (GO): cell surface receptor signaling pathway; G protein-coupled receptor signaling pathway
Cellular component (GO): membrane
Molecular function (GO): G protein-coupled receptor activity
Source: RefSeq, a predicted model, not a curated record